Messenger RNA from Mus musculus (house mouse), 4190 nucleotides. RefSeq names its product exostosin-like glycosyltransferase 1 (gene Extl1). The record is from RefSeq and is marked validated. Bases 1713 to 2915 code for a protein of 400 amino acids. Gene Ontology annotation, cellular component: endoplasmic reticulum membrane; membrane. Lineage: Eukaryota; Metazoa; Chordata; Mammalia; Rodentia; Muridae. Gene Ontology annotation, biological process: heparan sulfate proteoglycan biosynthetic process; glycoprotein biosynthetic process. Gene Ontology annotation, molecular function: glycosyltransferase activity; glucuronosyl-N-acetylglucosaminyl-proteoglycan 4-alpha-N-acetylglucosaminyltransferase activity. The transcript is spliced from 11 exons.
GAUACCUUCUGGAGUGGGACCUGGAGCUGCCGGCUGGACCUGUGGGGCAGGAACAGGAAUUUGGAGCGUAGGUCUUGCCCUCUGCCCUGUGACAGCUCCUAGCCGGAGGGUGCAGAGCAGCUGCCUGGGUUAGGGGCCAUAGCCGAGGGGAAGAAGACCACACUCCGAACCUUCUCAUUCCCCAGGCGGCGGGCAUGGGAUGCACUCCGGCUCCAACUUCAGCUGGCUCUGGUGGCCCACAUGGACACAAGGUCUAUUUAUAGUUCUGCCACAGAAGGCCAGCCACCAAACACAGGGGUAGCCAGGGUUUUUUUCAAGAGCUUUUGGGGCAGAGGGAAGAGUGGGAGAGGACAGUCCUGCCUCCUUCUACAUCAUCCUUGGCCACCCCCUCCCGAUACCCACUCCCCAUGAACCCAGACAGUUCUCCAUAGAUAGCCUGCCCUUGGGUCAAGGGUAAGAUCAGGGGUGCAGUCCUGAGCGCAAAUGGACACGAUCUUGUGGUCUGGACAAGGGUUGCAUCAGCCCGAGCAGUGGCCCAGGGCAGAGGUCCCGAUGAGAGGGCAAAGGGUGGCAAGGUUGUGUGAAGGUAGAGAAAGCAGUCGGAGAGUGGGAAUGCAAAUUUAGAAAGCCAGAGCCUCCUUGGACUUCCCACGAGGGGUCAAUCCCACAGGUGGCCAAUGGUUAGUCGAACUUAGCUAGGGGACCUGCCUUCAAUGGUGAGAGCGCUGGACCAGAAGGCUGAUUUCCAGCUCCCUCCUGCCUGGGGUCGCCUCCUCCACUUGCUACAGAAAUUCCUCACUUCCUUCUAGUCCUAGCUGUUGGUGGCCACAUGCUGUGGAGAAGAAAGUCCUUCUGGCUGGCGUUGUCAGCCUUCUGGCUCCUCCUCGUCCUCCUAGGAGUCUUCCCCCUUCGCCUGGCAGUGUUGCCCGGUCCUCUUCCAGGGCGCUCCCAAGGCUGGCCCCGCUGGCUGGAUGCUGCCUUCUUACAGAGUUUCUCCCAGUCUGAGACGAACCCAGAAGAUGUCGCACAGCUCCCUCGGGUCUCUCGGGGAAGCAGCUGCACCUGGGGAGCCUGCUUUGACACCUCCAAGUGUAGGGGAAAGGUCCUCAAGAUCUUUGUGCACUCCCCGGCUGGUCCGACCUCUGAGGCUCAGCGCAGGAUCCUGGAUUCCUUGGAAGGCUCCCGCUACUCUGCACUCAGCCCAGCAGACGCUUGCCUUCUCCUUUUUCUCCCCAGCCAGGAUCGUAGAGGAGCCUGCGGGCCCCUGCCUCCGAACUGGAACGGAGGCCGGAACCAUCUGGUGUUGAGUCUCUACCCAGCCCCUUGCACCAGGCUGGGACAGGCGAUGGUAGCUGAGGCCAGCCCCUCCUCGGACAUCUUCCGACCGGGCUUCGAUUUAGCGCUCCCGUAUCUCCCCGAAGCUCACCCAUUGCGAGGUGGGGCUCCCGGCAAGCUGCAGCAGCACAGUCCCCAACCUGGGGCCACCUUACUGGCGGUAGCAGAGGAGAAAGGCAGGUGGCGUAUCACAAGCACCCACGCCUCAGCCUGCCUCUGGGACAGGCACUGUGAGCAAGACCCUGGACCCCAGCAGACCUACCCAGGAGAGACCCUUCCCAAUGCCACCUUCUGCCUCAUCCCUGGUCACCGAUCUGCCACCUCCUGCUUUCUCCAAGCCCUUCAGGGGGGCUGAUGGUGGCCUGGGGUGGUGGUGAAUGUGUGCAAGCGCUGGGCUCCCCAAUGACUGCCCUGCCCCCCAGGCCGGCUGCAUCCCCGUGCUCCUCAGCCCCCGCUGGGAGCUGCCUUUCUCUGAAGUCAUCGACUGGACCAAGGCAGCCAUCAUUGCUGAUGAGAGACUCCCACUGCAGGUCCUGGCUGCCCUCCGUGAAAUGCUCCCUUCGAGGGUCCUCGCCCUGCGCCAGCAGACCCAGUUUCUGUGGACCGCUUACUUCUCCUCGGUGGAAAAAGUUAUCCAUACCACCCUAGAGAUUAUUCAGGACCGGAUCUGGGGUGCAUCAGGUCACCCCUCACUGAUGUGGAAUAGCCCCCCGGGAGCACUCUUGGCGCUGCCCACAUUUUCCACGAGCCUUCAAGACUUCCCCUUUUAUCAUCUGCAACUGGGCUCUGGCCCUGGGAGCAGUUUCAGCGCCGUGAUCUGGGUGGGAGCCUCUGGAGAGUCCCUGCUGAAGCUCAUCCAGGAGGUGGCAGGUUCUCGGCACUGUGCCCAGAUCCUGAUUCUCUGGAACAGUGAGAAGCUGCCCCCUGACAGGUGGCCCGAGACAGCAGUGCCCCUAACAGUCAUCAAGGGGCACAGGAAGGUCAGCAACCGGUUCUUCCCGUACAGCAACAUCAGCACCAAUGUUAUCCUCAGCCUUGAUGCUCAGAGCACUCUUUCUACCAGUGAGGUGGACUUUGCCUUUGUGGUGUGGCAGAGCUUUCCUGAGCGGAUGGUGGGCUUUCUGUCUGGAAGCCACUUCUGGGAUGAGGCCCAGGGUGGCUGGGGCUACCGUACUGGGAUGACCAAUGAGUUCUCCAUGGUCCUGACCACGGCUGCCUUCUACCACAGGUACUACCACACCCUCUUCACCCACUCCCUGCCUAAGGCCCUGAGGACCAUAGCUGAUGAGACUCCCACCUGUGUUGACGUCCUGAUGAACUUCCUGGUAGCCACCGUCACCAAACUGCCCCCUAUCAAGGUGCCUUAUGGGAGGCAGCACCCGGAGGCUGUGCCAAUGGAUUCUGGGGAUCCACGACCAGUGCCGGAGCCUCAGCCCCUGGAUCAGGACUGCAUCAACCGUUUAGCAGCAGGGUUCGGCCACAUGCCUCUGGUUUCCUCUCAAGUGCGUCUGGAUCCGGUGUUGUUCAAGGACCCGGUAUCGGUGCAACGCAAGAAGUAUCGCAGUCUAGAGAAGCCAUAGGCGAGGCACUGCACCUGUCUGCUAGACACGAGAGAACCAACAGAGAUGGAUCAAAGUCCUGUCCCGGUUGGCCAAUCGCUACAGGGAUCCCUGAGGGCCGGGGCCUUCUCCAGCUGCAGUGGGGUUGCGUUUGGCACGUUUCGCACAGGCCGGUGUACAGGCUGAUCCUGUUCCCUGAAAUGCCUUUCUCUGCAUCUCUGCCUGGUCGACCUAUGUCUGUCAGACCUGCACUCACCUCCUUGGUGAUCUCGAAGUCCUCGCACGAUUCACGCCGAGUGGCCUUGAGCACAUCACGAGGCCCCAGGGCCGGCCUGCAAGCUCCGUAGGGCGGAGUCCUGCUCUCAUCUCUUUGGUCUGGCAGGUGCACUGUAAAUAUUUGAGCAAUAGCUGCAAGAGUAUUAACUGGUGGCAUGCGUGGUGGAACACGGGCAGAAUGUGCACAAGACAUAACGCUGCCCCUUACUCUGGAGUUCCUGGUCCCGGUACAAAGCACACACCAGGAUUUCCAGACUCAAUCAAGCGUGAACAAAGAGGCCAGGAGUCGAAGAUAACCAGAGGAUUCGGUGUCUCGGCAGACCCGGGAUCUUGGGUGACUAGCAGCACUGCACUACCAAUCUUGACCACUAGAGGUCAGCUGCUGCACUACUCUCCCUUCAAAGGAAUGGAGUUUGGUUUUGCUUGACAUUUUGUUGUUUGUUUGUUUGUUUUUGUUUUUCAAGUAAGGGUUUCUCUGGGUAGUCCUGGCUGUCCUGGAACUCGCACUGUAUGCCAGACUAGCCUCAAAUUCACAGAGAUCCACCUGACUUUUGCUUCCCAGGGUGCUGAGAUUAAAUUCAUGCACUACACCUGGCUGCCUCUUGAACUUGGGGGGGGUCAGGAGGGGAGGAGGAGGCAAGACAAGGUCCCAGUCUGUAACCCAGGCUGGCUUGGAACUCACUGCAGUCUUACUGCCUCAGUUUCCCAAGUGUUAGAGUUACAGGUGUGAGCCACAAUGCCUGACUGAAUGGAGUUAAAGACUACGGAUAAAAUGUCGAGCUAGAGGGUCACUGGUGUGUGCAGACCCCAGGAUGAAAACAUGCAAGGAAUACGACAGAACUCCACGUUGGCCUGCAAACUUGGGCUGUUGGCAGAUGGGCUGGUCGCCAGGAAGAGGGCUGUCCUCAGCAUCCUGUAGGUGAGAGUGGAGUAGGGGAGGGGAGGCUGCUUUUCCUGGGUUCGUCCACCUGGAACUGGAAUUAUCGCUUCCGAAAUAAAGCACGUGUCCUUGCCCACUCA